Molecule: messenger RNA, 1327 nt
Organism: Neocloeon triangulifer
Lineage: Eukaryota; Metazoa; Arthropoda; Insecta; Ephemeroptera; Baetidae
Product: transcription factor E2F4-like
Exons: 3
Coding region: 187-1098 (303 amino acids)
Biological process (GO): regulation of transcription by RNA polymerase II
Cellular component (GO): RNA polymerase II transcription regulator complex
Molecular function (GO): protein dimerization activity; DNA-binding transcription factor activity, RNA polymerase II-specific; RNA polymerase II cis-regulatory region sequence-specific DNA binding
Source: RefSeq, a predicted model, not a curated record
AAUGGCGCAUCUUACAAUCCUUUUUCUAAUCUUCUACACGAUUUUACCGAUUGUUGUGCAUGCUCUCAGCCGUGCUUGCGGUGGCGCUAGUGAAGCAAUUUGAAUUUUGUGUUGACAAAACUUGCCUUGCCAAUUUCGUCCGCAUUUUCCCGCUUUUCUGUCAAGGUGGAGAAGUCAAAAGGCAAAAUGAGCGACACGCCGUUGGCUCCAAGUCGCUUCGAGAAGUCCCUCGGCUUGCUGACGACCAGGUUCGUGCAGCUGCUGCAGGAGGCCAAAGAAGGUGUGCUCGAUCUUAAGGUGGCCGCCGACAUUCUGGCCGUCCGUCAAAAACGUCGUAUUUACGACAUUACCAACGUGCUCGAGGGCAUUGGCUUGAUCGAGAAGAAGAGCAAGAACAGCAUCCAAUGGAAAGGUGGCGGCCCCAGUGCCAACACAGCCGAGUAUGCUGAGAGUCUCAUUAUCAUAAAAGAAGAAAUGCGCCUGCUAGAGGAUUAUGAGAAAAUCAUCGACACCCAUCGCCGAUGGAUUCAGCAGAGCAUCAAGAAUGUCAGCGAGGAAAAGUCAAAUGUUAUACAAAGCUACGUGUCUCCCAAGGAUAUUGCAGACAUUUUUCCAGAAGGCACCUUGCUGGCUAUCCAUGCGCCCCCUGGCGCCACCCUGACUGUUCCUAAGGGAAGCGAUAAGAGCUACAGCUUUAGCAUCAAGUCUUCUGCUGGGCCUGUUCUGGUGUCAAUUGUGGACCAGGAAAAGUCAAUCGAAGAGUACAAUGAACGUAACCUAAAAAGGAAGCGGGAGGAGGACGAGAAGGUUAAGAUCAAAGGUCCUAGGCCCGCCAAGGGAAGGGCAACCCGCAAAAACAAGACCGAGGAGAGCGAGGUUGAGGACCUGCUGGACAUAAUGAUGGAAAAGUCGGAUGCAGACCAAGAAAACACAGAUCCUCUGCUGGCUGACAAUUUUGACCAGCUCUUCGAGGACUUGGUUUCCGACUGCGACAAGUGGCCUCUUCUAAGACUCAGUCCUCCAACCACAGAUAGAGACUACCAUUUCAGUCUUGGGGAUAAUGAGGGUAUACGUGACCUUUUCGACAUCAAGCUCUGAUCACAACACCUUUUGAGUUGUGACCGAACAACACACUGAAGAUCGUGGAGUUCAAUUUACUGGACUAAAAACAGUUAAAAAUAUCGUAUUUGCUAGGUUUUCCCUAUUAUGCACACUCUACCUAGUGUGUCCUGCCAUUGCUAUGUUUUUGAAAUGAUUUUUCCAAUAUACGAAUGUCAGCUGAUGAAUAAUAAAAAUUAUGAUGGCUUUGGAUAGAUUAAAAUUACAA